AUGGACGAACAAAAGAAAGAAUACGAGAAACUAAAGAAGAAGCUUCGAGAUGCUUUAGUACAGAAGAAACAACUCGAAGCCAAGUGGAAUAGUUUAGAGCAAGAGGUAUACGAUAAAGAAACAGAGUAUCUAUCACAGAAACCAUCUUCCAGAAUGGGGAACAUUCUGCUCGGGUUUCAGGGUUUCAACAAGAGCAGUUCUGCGCAGCAGAUAUUGUCUGACCACUCACAUUCGUCAAAUGCCCAGCCAUUGGACGAUAAUGAUCGCAUUUUUUCAUUAAGUUCGUACCUUUUUGCAAAACAAUUGGCUGCUUCCAAUCAUCAAGAACAAACGAAGUCCAAUGAUUGA
This is a messenger RNA of Kluyveromyces lactis, 348 nucleotides long. It is a transcript of the gene EAF6, whose product is annotated as Eaf6p. The transcript has a single exon. The record is from RefSeq and is a predicted model, not a curated record. The coding region runs from base 1 to 348 and encodes 115 amino acids. Gene Ontology annotation, cellular component: NuA4 histone acetyltransferase complex. NCBI's taxonomy places the organism in Eukaryota, Fungi, Ascomycota, Saccharomycetes, Saccharomycetales, Saccharomycetaceae.